AUGCCAUAUGAUAAAAGCUUCGAAGACGACCCAAAAAUGAUGACAGAUACAGAGUCACAUCUUUCUAAUGACUCCAUAAGGCACGAACCAUACCAGCUUCAAGCUAUUACCAGCGGCAGGAGUAGCAUUGGUAGCCGAAAUACGCGAGACAGCAUGAAAAGAAUCAAAUCGAAUAACUCUGAGCUAUCAAGAAUUAUAACAGCAAUUAGAGAUGACCACCAACAAGAUCACGAAGAGUUUCAACAAUACCGAGAUGACGUCGAUCUUGACAGAAUUCUAGACACACAGCUAGAUAGGACCUCCAGACGUAGCGUCGCCGAUGAGGAGAAUAAUAUAGAACAACGAGAAUCGUAUGAGAAGGACGCGAGUGCAGAUGAAGAAGAAGGGGAACAUGGGGAUAAAGAAGAUAUAGACGAGCCUCCAGAUGGAGGAUAUGGCUGGGUUGCAGCGUUUUGUGCCAUGAUGGCAGCUUUUUCAACAUGGGGAGCCAAUGCAGGCUAUGGAGUGUUUUUGAAUUACUAUCUAUCUACAGAUACAUUCCCUGGGGGUGGGGCCUAUGAUUAUGCGUUAAUUGGAGGAUUAGUUGUAUUUUUAGCACAGGUGUUGGCACCGUUUAGUGCAUUAGCAUAUAAAAUACUUGGAUUUUAUACGCUUUGCUUUAUUGGAAUUUUCCUACAGACAUGUGGAUACAUUCUUGCAUCCUUUGCAACCAAGCUUUGGCAGAUUUAUUUAACCCAGGGCGUCUUAGUGGGGGUAUCUUUCCUGUUGAUUUUUAUUCCACCCACGCUCAUCUUACCUCAAUACUUCAAGAAAUAUAGGGCGUUUGCGAUGGGCAUCGCUGUCUCUGGAGCUGGUUUAGGAGGUAUAGUGUUUGCCUUAUCUACAAGUAAACUUAUUCAGGAGACCGGAGACCAGAGAUGGGCACUUAGAAUGACUGGGUUUGUUACUCUAACUCUGGCUUUAAUAGCUACCAUUUUAAAUAAACCUAGAAAUUAUAACCCCAUGCCAUACUCGACUACGCUUAAAAAAAAGUUUAUAAUAGAUAACUUUAAAUUAGUUUUCGACAUCAAAAUAUUUAAAAGCUAUCCUUUGGUGUUAGUAUCAUUAUGGUUCCUGUUGUGCUUGUUAGGAUACACUUUGAUGCUCUUUUCAAUGGCGGCAUACUCUAGUCUGGUAGGUUUAUCUGCACAUGAUGCCUCUACUGUGACCGCUUUGCUUAAUGUUGGUCAAGUGUUUGGUCGUCCUACUCUUGGUUUAGUUGCAGAUAGAGUGGGAAGAAACAAUCUUGCUGCGAGCGUCAGUUUACUUAUUUCAAUUCUUCUAUGGGCUUUUUGGAUCAAUGCUACAACAUUCCCGGUGAUAUCGGUGUUUGCAAUUAUAUUAGGGUUUUUCAUUGGUAUUGGUAGUUUGAUGUGUCAAUCAUUGGCAGCCGAUAUUAUUCAAGCACCGGAAAAAAUUCCGGCUGCAUGGUCAAUUAUUAAUAUUAUUGUCCUGUUCUUCUGUUUGGUUGCAGAAGUCAUUGCAUUAGCCAUUAGAGAUGAAAGUAGUGAUAGACCAUUUUUAAAUACCCAAAUCUUUUCGGGGUGUUGUUUUUUUGCAGCUUUUCUUUUGUUAUUAAUCGACCGUGAAUGGCUCGUUAGAAGAACUUUAUAUAACAGACUACUUGCAGCAAAAUCUGGUUUUUCGUGCCUUGAGAAGAAGAGGCAUAGAUAUUUAAAUACAGACGACUUGCAAGAGGACGGAGCCGAAAUCAAUAGCAGCAAAAUGGAGCUUGAACUCUUAGAAGCAAGGGUAACAAAAUAUGAAAGGCUAUUGCGUAAAUCUGCUGUAUACUUUUUUAUCAGGAUGGUUUAUCCGAUCAGGGUCUAA
Debaryomyces hansenii CBS767 is the source of this 1869-nucleotide messenger RNA. RefSeq lists its product as uncharacterized. The record is from RefSeq and is a predicted model, not a curated record. Lineage: Eukaryota; Fungi; Ascomycota; Pichiomycetes; Serinales; Debaryomycetaceae. Gene Ontology annotation, biological process: transmembrane transport. Gene Ontology annotation, molecular function: transmembrane transporter activity. The transcript has a single exon. Bases 1 to 1869 code for a protein of 622 amino acids.